Messenger RNA from Heterostelium album PN500, 3435 nucleotides. RefSeq names its product pleckstrin domain-containing protein (gene xacA). Gene Ontology annotation, biological process: signal transduction. The transcript has 5 exons. The record is from RefSeq and is a predicted model, not a curated record. NCBI's taxonomy places the organism in Eukaryota, Evosea, Eumycetozoa, Acytosteliales, Acytosteliaceae. Bases 1 to 3435 code for a protein of 1144 amino acids. Gene Ontology annotation, molecular function: guanyl-nucleotide exchange factor activity; protein binding.
AUGGCUAGUACAAUAUCACCAAACCAACAAGUGUUUGGCGUUGAUCUUGAAACUCUAGUCAAUUCACAAGCAGACAGGAAACCUCAGAUUGAAUCACCAAACUGUCCAAAAGAUUUGCCAUUUGUUGUAGUUGAGACGAUUGGAUGGUUGGAAACUCACAAUGCCAUCGCCGAAGAAGGUUUAUUCAGAAUUCCUGGCAACGGUCAGCAAAUUCAGCUGAUCAAAAAGGAUUACAACGAGGGAAAAGCAGAUCUAUCGAAAUUCACCAAUGCCGACAUACAUACUAUCGCAGGAGUAUUGAAAUUAUACUUAAGAGAGCUACCAGAGCCACUUUUCAUUUGGAGAUAUUAUUCUACAUUUAUCAAAGUAAUAAAGAAUCCAGAUUUUUUACAGAGACUGUUACAUUUAAGAAUGUUAAUAUAUGGUUUACCCAAAGUAAACAGAGAUUUAGUAUUAUUUAUGAUGACAUUUUUAAAUAAGGUAUCAUCGAAUUGCAGUGUCAACAAGAUGACAUCUACCAAUCUAGCUGUUGUAUUUGCACCCAAUAUACUUAGACAUCAAAAAGAGAGUUUGAAUCAGAUUAUGGAGGAUUCAACUCAUGAGAUCUCUUAUAUAUCAAAGGUUAGUAAAGACAAAAUAACCCACCAUCUAUCAACAUCAAGUACUGAUGUACCAUCACCAGUACUACCAAAAUCGGCAGAGUCUGGUUCAAAGUUGUCAUUGUCAACGGGUCUGCCAAACUCGGAAUCCACCGAAUUUUUGUAUGCACGUGCACUCUACCCCUAUCAGACGAGUGGUCAAUGGCAUCUCCCAUUUGCAAAGGACGACCAAAUUACAUUGUUGGAUAUAAAGUCAGAGGAAGGUUGGAUGAAGGGAGAGUACAAUGGUCGUGUUGGUUACUUCCCCGCUUCCUAUGUCGAAAUCAUUGCACUACCGCCACCCACUACUCCCGUCACCUUAAUUCCGAUUCCCGAUUUAGAUCAGCAAGCCGAUUGCACCAUCAUCACCACCACUACAACCACCACCCAACAGACAACCACUACCACCACCACAACCACAACAACGAUGAUCAGUGGUGCAACAGCUCCAGGAGCACCACCACCUCUGCUCGCCACACCAGCGCCAAUCAGCUCGUCCAACUCCAACUCGUUCAACAACGGCACCAAACGAACACCGUUGGCAUCGAGUGCUGGCCAGUUGACAUCGCCAGCAACCAACACUCCACCCACUCACAAAUCGAGUGGAUCUUCUUCGUCACUCACCAACUCGCCAAAGAUCACACCAAGCACCUCCAAACUGAAUCUUGCAUCGAGCGGAACGAUUCCACCUCCUCCAGCUCUUUCCACUCCACCUCCACCUCUAGUUGCACCAAUGAUGAAUCCCGGUAGUAAUCUCUCGCUCAACAGCAGCUCAAAGACCACUAUCUCGUCGUCUUCAUCCAGCCAGAAUAUCAGUCGUUCCGGUUCAUUUGUAUCAAAUAAUAAUAAUGCUAACAAUAGUUCAAAUACAUCACCAGACUUGGGAAAGGUAAUGUCGAUUACACCCAAACUCUCGUUCUCUGGCGCUCUUCCCCCAAGUUUGACUUUGCCACCUCCAUUAUUGCCAUCGCGUCUUCCAGGUGUCGUCCAAACUACACCACCACAACCAAACGCCUCCGUCAGUGGAUCAAAGUCUGGAUCGUUUAUUGAUUUCAGUUUGAAUACACCUCCACCUCCACCACCUCUCUCGCUGCCAAGUGAAAACAUACCGGCACCACUCUCCAGCAUGUCCACUCCAGUCAAGGCGCCACCACCCAUCGACCUCAACAAACUUCCACCACCACCAUUUUCACCAUGUUCACCGGAACCAAAUACAAUCGACGCCACCACCUCUAUUAAUAUUACCACUGAUAUUCCACCACCACCUGUAUUCGAUAUGCCAUUGCCACCACCACCACUCUCGUCGUCGGAUCUCAACGCCUCACUCACUGGCUCCUCCAACAAUAUGGACAGCUCCGACACAUCGUCCAUCGAUGACACUUCAUCGCUGACAUCCGGUCAUGACAUUCCUCUGCCACCUCCACCCGUCAAUCUCGAUGAAUUCACCAGUCCGGUGAUUGACGAAGCCAAGAUCGCCGAGAUUAGAAAGAAGCGUAAGGAGCGUGCCGAAGAGAUGCUAACCACCGAGCGAACCUAUGUAAAACAACUGAAUUGCAUCUACGAGCAUUUCAUCGAGCCAUCGAAACGUAACAACAAAAUCUAUUGUUUGUCCGAGGAGAUGUUGAACACAUUCUCUUGUUUGGAGGUCAUUCUCAACGCUCACAAAACCAACAUUCUCAAGGCACUCGAAGAGCGUAUGCUCGUCUGGGACGACAAGCCAAAGAUGGGUGAUAUCUUUUGUAACAAUACAUCGUUCAUCAAACUCUACAAACAUUACGUAAACAACUACGACAAGUCGAUCGUCUCGUUGAAACAAUGUAAAGAGAAGAACUCAGAGUUCCGCAAUUUCGUCAAGACUCUUGAUUACAGUGAGAAAUUCUCCGGACUCAACGUUGAAUCUUUCCUGAUUCUACCGGUUCAACGUAUUCCACGUUAUGUUUUACUGUUGCAGGACCUGUUGAAAUACACUGACAAUUCACACGAGGACUUUGACCAGUUGUGUGAAGCACUCGGAACCAUCAAGGAUUUCGCAGAGACCAUCAACUACAAGAAGAGCGAAGAGGAUAACUACACAAGAAUCCAACAGAUUCAAGAGACCAUCAAGAAUCUCCCGCCACACAUGUUGGAGCGUCGCAAACGUUUCGUACACGAGGGACCACUCGCCACCAAGAAGGACAAGUACUACCUGUUCUUGUUCUCCGAUGCACUGCUGCUAACCAAGUCCAGCAAGGACAAGAAGAAAUUCAAACAGUUUAUCAACCUCCAAACGGCAUCGCUAAACACCACCGACGAAGCCGGUGUCAUUAAGAUCAUCAGUCAAGAGGGAACCUACAAGUUCUUGUGUGAGAAUGUCAAGGAUCGUGAUUUCUGGAUCAAGACAUUCAAAGACACCAUUGAGAUGGCACGUCAAGAGAUGAUCCAGUCGGCAUUCGGUGAUUCCGUUCUUCAAAACGAGGGAUCCAAAGGAUUCAAUCGUAUUCAAGACGAAAAGAAUGCAUUGAAGAAACAAAAGUUGGCAGAGGAGUUGUCUUCGUCUGAGCAGGAAUACGUCACCUCGCUGCAAUACAUUCAGAAUGUAUUCCUCUCACCGAUCCACGACUACGAAGCACUCUUCAAAGUUGUCAACAACCUCAAGGAGCAAAACGACAAGUUCAACACCGCCUCGAUGUUGAGCGCAAGCACCGGCAUUGAAAUGGGUUCGAGAUCACCACACAAAUCAAAGACUCUCAGAAUCAAACAACCCAAAGGUCUAUCGAAAGACAGUAAAAUUAAUACAAGUGGUUAUUUCUCUGUUUAA